AUGUGGGGCCUUUCAGAUGAAUUUCAGCGUGCUGCACGGGCUGUUACUGGGAAAUACCUUAACAAAGCCAUCGUGGACACUGUAUUUCUGCUCUUCGAUGCCGAUGGAGAUGGUCACUUGAGUCCCGACGAGUUUGUGGCCUUUAUUCGCUCUUAUAUCGCCAGAGGCACCCGCAACGAGUACGCCUCGGAGUCAGCGGCUCAGAAUUUCACCUCUUGUGUGGCUGCUCGUGCCCACACUACCUAG
Dibothriocephalus latus is the source of this 246-nucleotide messenger RNA. The record is from the annotation of a GenBank genome assembly. Lineage: Eukaryota; Metazoa; Platyhelminthes; Cestoda; Diphyllobothriidea; Diphyllobothriidae.